CAUGGGCGGACUGACCAUUUGGAAACUCGGGCACUGCCCGAGGGCCCGGGGUCAGUAGGGGGCCCCAUGAGAUGCCCCUGGUACCUUUUUCAUAGGCUUUUUUGAGUUUGGGCAAGGACACAGGGGCCCCAUGAUCCCCUAUUGCCCGGGGGCCCCAUGAGUUGUCAGUCCGUCCCUGGUCACCGGUCUGCAACGAUGUACCCUGUACUUCACUGGGCUUCAAGUGGGCCUGGGGUCAGUAGGGGGCCCCAUGAGAUAUCCCUGGUACCUUUCAUAGGCUUUUUUGGUGUGGGCAAGGACACAGGGGCCCCAUGAUCCCCUAUUGCCCGGGGGCCCCAU
Staurois parvus is the source of this 339-nucleotide messenger RNA. The record is from the annotation of a GenBank genome assembly. Lineage: Eukaryota; Metazoa; Chordata; Amphibia; Anura; Ranidae.